Molecule: messenger RNA, 2302 nt
Organism: Nelumbo nucifera (sacred lotus)
Lineage: Eukaryota; Viridiplantae; Streptophyta; Magnoliopsida; Proteales; Nelumbonaceae
Product: muscle M-line assembly protein
Molecular function (GO): DNA binding
Source: RefSeq, a predicted model, not a curated record
GAUAUUUCGUUAUCCCGGUUUAUUUGGACGGUGUGUGGUCAUUACUCUGUCCGUUUUGCUUCACCUCUUAGUUCUUACUCUGCUCCGUCCAAGCCUCCUGUUCUCUCACUCUCUACUUUAUCUCCGUUUCAAAUCUAGAUUUUAUCUUCUCGAAGGACUAAGAGCCCUUUAAUGGGUUCUGAACAAGCUGUGUAUAUCUCAAUCUGAAUGAGCUCUCAUGCCUUUAUUUGGUACUUCUGUAUCUCCACCUUAUAUUGCUACUUCAAAACCUGCUUUCCAAAGUCACCUAGGCAUAUUGAGGGUUCAUCCCCUAUUUCAUGGUAGCAGAUCAAGAAGAUUUGCUUUUGGAAAUGAGAAGAGAUUGGCCUCUCCAUGGAAAGUAUCGAUUGAGGUGCCAAGGAAAGUGAACUUUAAUGUUGGGCAUCACAAUAUGCAUGGCAUUAUCCUGAUCAAAGCAGUUGCCACACUUGAAACUAAAUAUUUGGUGCAUGAUGAAGGCGGACAGGAUGAUGAUCGCAAUUUGCAGUCAGCUCUUGAUUUGGAGCCCCAAGUGGUUCAGCCUCCUGGUGUGGACUCCACGGAAAUGGAUGAGAGAGAGAGGUUAAGGCGAAUGAGAAUCUCCAAAGCAAAUAAGGGAAAUGUCCCGUGGAACAAAGGCAGGAAACAUAGUGCAGAGACCCUGCGGCGGAUAAGAGAGAGAACUAAAAUUGCAAUGCAGGAUCCCAAGGUUAAGAUGAAGCUAGUUAACUUGGGGCAUGCUCAAAGUGAGGAGACGAGAAUAAAAAUUGGAGUUGGUGUGCGAAUGGGUUGGCAACGGCGCCGUGAGAAGCUGAUGGUGCAGGAGACCUGCUAUUUUGAGUGGCAGAACUUGAUUGCAGAAGCUUCAAGAAGAGGUUGUGCUGGUCAAGAUGAGCUGCAGUGGGAUUCAUAUAUGAUCAUAGACGAGGAACUUCAGAAGGAGUGGUUGGAAAGCAUCGAGCAGAGGAAAUCAAUGCCGAGAGCAAAAGGUAGCAAAAGAGCACCAAAGUCUUCUGAGCAACGGAGGAAGAUAUCUGAGGCUAUUUCCGCUAAAUGGGCUGAUCCUGGAUAUCGCGAGCGUGUAUGCUCUGCACUGGCUAAGUACCAUGGCACACCUGGUGGAGUUGUAAGAAAGCCAAGGAGAAGGCCAAGUGGUGAGGCAUCUGUAAGGAGAUCUGUGAAUAAGAAAGUUGGCGAGGCUAAUGGUGCUGAGGGUGAACCUAAAAAUCAAGUCAAGUUCAAGACAAAGAGAAAGAGUGUGCCAUCUUACAAAGAUCCAUUAGCUAAUUCCAAGCUAGAGAUGAUAAAGAAGAUCAGAGCACAAAGGGCAUCCAUGGAGACCAAGAAAAGAGAAGCCAUCGAACGGGCAAAGCUGUUGAUUGCUGAAGCUGAAAAAGCUGCUAAGACCCUUGAGGUGGCUGCUACAAGGAGCCCACUUGCCCAAGCUUCUCUUAUGGAAACCAGGAGGCUUAUAGCUGAAGCAACUCGGUCGCUCAGGGACAUAGAGAUGGAUCAAGUCGCAUCUCAAGAGAGCAAGAAUGACAGCUAUUCUUCCUCCAAGUUGAAUGGAUUUAUAAACCAUUUUGAGAAGCAAAUAGACACAGAAAAUGGUCACACGCCUCUGGAUAAGAGAGAAGUAAAUGGCAGUCAUGUCCUGUCAAAUGAGGACUUCCAUUUCAGCAAGUUCACCCCACAGGACUUGAUGAACGUCAGGGAGACUCUUUCCCCCGUUUCAAGCAGGAAUACAAGCUUUGAUUGCUACAAGUCAUUUUCUUUGCAGCCUGAAAAUUGUAAAGAGCAGUUGAAUCCAAGAGAUCAGCUUGAAAAAAACGGGGUUAUGGAAAGCCAAAGAAUGCCACCGUACAAUGGAGUUGAAACACAGGCAGGUGAUUCUCAGGCAUCUUCGUCUACAUUGACCACUAAGAAGAAGUGGGUAUCUGGAAGACUGGUUGAAGUGGCAUAAGGGGAUUAGUAAAAGGGUCAACUGAGUAUGAAGCCUCUGAUGCAGGUUUUAUGUAUUCUAGUCAUAGAAAUCAAUUUAUCGUUUUUUGAGGGAUAAACUGUUGCCACUGUUGACGAUAUGCUAGUAUAUAUAGUGUGUUGAUCGAUGGUUUUCGAUUGUGUCUUUUUGUCGGGGUUGGGGGGUGGGUAGUUCCUGCCGAUCGAUUCUGGUGAAAUGCAUGAAUACUGCGAUUGUAGUGGCUGUAGAUGUCCCUCUUGAUCAUCUGAACAGGAUCAAUUUAAUGCCUUAUUUAUAAUAGAAAGUGUCAGAUAUUUAUCUACC